Molecule: messenger RNA, 1312 nt
Organism: Andrographis paniculata
Lineage: Eukaryota; Viridiplantae; Streptophyta; Magnoliopsida; Lamiales; Acanthaceae
Exons: 3
Coding region: 612-1022 (136 amino acids)
Source: RefSeq, a predicted model, not a curated record
GAAUAAAUGAAAAUAAAAGAACUGCGGGUGCAUGUGAGAAUUGGUGGACAAAACUUAAAUCAAAAUGCAGUAAGUGGACCGCAAUAAGAGUUCAAGCAGAUCGACAUUAUCGAAGUGGCUGGAGUUCAGCUAAUUUUGAACACUUAUGUCAUGCCACUUUUGAGGAAAAACACGAUGCAAAGUUCAAACACAAAGCUUGUUGGAAGAUCCUAAAAGAUCAACCUAAGUGGUUGGAGUUUGGUAAUGGGAAGAAACGCCAACCAGGAGAGCGGUUAGGUAAUUGCAAGAAUGCUGUAAAUGGGGAACCAUUUUCGGUACAAGGAUCGUUUGACGUGCAGACACUAGUGACCCUAAUUGACACCUCCAUUGGGGCUACACACAUAGAUGUAGAUGCCUCGGGUGGACAAGCUGGUUACAAUGAACUAAGUGGGCCUGCUGCAAUAGAUCUCGAGCGUCCAAUGGGUGUUAAGAAAGCAAAGGCCGGUACCAAAGUAACCAACCAACGGAAACGUAAAAUCAGACAAUAUGAAGAAUCUCAAGCCUCGGUUACUCGAACGAUAACUGCAAGUUUUAUGGCACUUGAUUCGUCGUAGAAUGACAGAUGAUCUAGAAUGGAGGAGGAUAAACUAAGAAAAGAGAAAAAGAUGGACGAGCACUAUGAACGCAUGUCCGAAAGAGUAAAUAAGAAGCAUAACCUUGAUAUGGCUAGAGAAAAAAGUCUACUAACUAAGGAGAUGGCGAACAUUGGUGAGGAGAUUAUACGUGCAUUCCGCAAGCUUGCAGAUAUGGGCCCAGAAGAACUCUUAACUGAAGUUUCUAGAAAAGAGUAUUUGGUACAAAAAGAACAGUUGGAAUACUACACCGAUGUUCACAAUGGUACGUUUGCUUUCUUUUUAUGGUUUCAUGUUGUUGUAAUUGCAAUGACAAAACUAUUUGGAUAUAAAAUAUUAGCAAUGUCCAUAAAUCAAAGCAGCAAUUGCAAGCAUCAAGAUACCAAAUUCCCCACCUGUGGACGUCGGUGAAUCAAGUGCUUCACCGAAUAAAGGUAGAAAAUGUAGCCGAGAUGCAGACUUGGAAAACAUUAGCUUCUAAUUGCAGUGGCAACAGCCUGUUUGGUCAUUCUUGCAGGCUUAAAGCAUACAUCUUAAAUAUUUUUAUUUUUUUGUUGGUGUGUGGGAUUACUUAUAGUCGAAGGUACAUCGACAACAUGCAUAUUUUUGUUUUGCACAUAUAUUGUGUGUUGUAGUGGUCUGAGACAGGUUGGAGCUUCGGUUAUAUUUGGGCAGAUAUUGUCUUAUUUUUGGUUUUGUAA